Messenger RNA from Syngnathoides biaculeatus (alligator pipefish), 606 nucleotides. Its product is annotated as ras-related protein Rab-9A-like. NCBI's taxonomy places the organism in Eukaryota, Metazoa, Chordata, Actinopteri, Syngnathiformes, Syngnathidae. Gene Ontology annotation, cellular component: lysosome; late endosome; phagocytic vesicle. The transcript has a single exon. Gene Ontology annotation, molecular function: GTPase activity; GTP binding. Gene Ontology annotation, biological process: retrograde transport, endosome to Golgi. The record is from RefSeq and is a predicted model, not a curated record. The coding region runs from base 1 to 606 and encodes 201 amino acids.
AUGACUUCCAAGUCAGCUUUGCUCAAGGUCAUUCUCUUGGGCGAUGGCGGGGUGGGCAAGUCGUCCCUCAUGAACCGCUACGUCCGCGAUAGGUUCGACUGCAAGCUCUUCCACACCAUCGGUGUGGAGUUCCUUAACAAGGAGCUGGAGGUGGACGGCCAAAGCGUCACGCUGCAGAUCUGGGACACGGCGGGCCAGGAGCGCUUCCGGAGCCUGCGCACGCCCUUCUACCGUGGCUCCGACGGCUGCUUGCUCACGUUCAGUGUGGACGACGCCCACAGCUUCCGCAACCUGGCCAAUUGGAAGAAAGAGUUUGUCUACUACGCCGACCUCAAAGAGCCCCACGCUUUCCCCUUUGUGGUGCUGGGAAACAAAGUGGACGUGGACGAGCGGCAGGUGUCGGCUGAGGAGGCGCGGCGGUGGUGCAGCGACAACGGCGGACUCGCUUACUUCGAGACCAGCGCCAAGGAGGCCACCAACGUGGCGUCAGCCUUCGAGGAGGCAGUUCAUCAGAUCCUCGCGCUGGACGAGCUCGACGAGGACCUCGUCCGCGCCGACACGGUGGACCUCAGCAGUAAGCGCGGCUCGGAUCCCGGCUGCUGCUGA